AUGGCAGACAUAGAAGCCAUUAUCGACAUCCCUAAAUCUCAGCGACGCAUGCUGCACAGAGUGCCGGUUCAACUGCGACGACGGGGCAAGACCGACAUUUAUGAGGCAGUAGUUGUUUCCCUCGGCCCAUACCACCACCGCCGCAAGGGUUCACAAUUGCAUCUGGUGGAACCAUUCAAGGACGAGCUACGAGAUAUGCUUUGCAGAGGCGCUGACCGACGAAGCUCCCUUAUGAGCAACAUCUAUGAAAUUCGACAUUUCUAUGGUGGAGCAGAUGGCUACACCGACGAGGAAUUGGCUGAAAUGAUGCUUCGCAACGCCUGUUUCCUCAUAUGCUAUAUGCAUGGAUUUAGGGAUGGGAACAAUACUACUUACUUCCAAAUGAGUGAACGUAUGGGAAAGUCUGCCAUGAUGUUCGCGCCAUGUGAGACGCUUAUGCUGGAGAAUCAGAUUCCGUUAUGGCUCAUCUCCUUAAUACACCCCAACCAAUCAUUGUUGUGUGAGUACUUGAGCUACUAUGUUUAUGGGGAUUACAGGAUGACACAACUCUCAUGGACAAAAGAAGAAGAGCCUCUUCACCUACUCGAAGCUUUGCAUCGCACCUUCCUUCGCCUCGUUGAGACCCAACAAAAUUCAAGUUUCUUUUGGAACCAAGGCCGACACGGAAGAAGCUUAAAACAAGUGCGUGGAAACAUUUGGACCGUCCUUUUCGGUCGGUGA
Molecule: messenger RNA, 720 nt
Organism: Salvia hispanica
Lineage: Eukaryota; Viridiplantae; Streptophyta; Magnoliopsida; Lamiales; Lamiaceae
Source: RefSeq, a predicted model, not a curated record